AUGAAUGAUCGGCCGAGUCGGUUCGUCCUGGAAGCGGACACCCGGAGUGGCGUGCCAAUGGCUAUCUACUGGACAUCCAGUCAGGUGGCGGACUGGGUCGUGGAGCAAGGCUAUCCACAAUACAGGGAUUGUUUCAUAACGAACCAUAUCAGCGGGCGCCACCUACUCUACAUGGACGCUAGCAGCCUUCCAAACAUUGGCGUCACAAACUUUCUUCAUAUCCGGGACUUGGCGGGGAAGAUCCGGGGCCUCAUCGGUGUGGACCACAUCAUUAAGAACAUGAGCAUCUCCAUGUCCGACCCAAUGAUCGCCUAUAUAAACAUGAAGCGGCGAAGCGGACGUGUCACCCAGAACACGCCCUACCGCGACUUCUUCAGCCGCUACCGACGAUGGUUCAAGUAGUCGCCCGCCAGCCUUCCACUCCCGAUUAGGGCGUAUCUACGUCAGUUUUCUUCCAUGUUGUGAUAAUAUGACAAUUAUUACUUUGAAGGUUACACUA
Molecule: messenger RNA, 499 nt
Organism: Mya arenaria
Lineage: Eukaryota; Metazoa; Mollusca; Bivalvia; Myida; Myidae
Product: sterile alpha motif domain-containing protein 15-like
Exons: 3
Coding region: 1-402 (133 amino acids)
Molecular function (GO): protein binding
Source: RefSeq, a predicted model, not a curated record